Messenger RNA from Suillus clintonianus, 2033 nucleotides. RefSeq lists its product as uncharacterized. Gene Ontology annotation, molecular function: GTP binding. Bases 90 to 1898 code for a protein of 602 amino acids. The record is from RefSeq and is a predicted model, not a curated record. Lineage: Eukaryota; Fungi; Basidiomycota; Agaricomycetes; Boletales; Suillaceae. The transcript has 18 exons.
AGUGCGGCACCAUGAGAAAUCUACCGCCACGGUGACCCUUCCCGCACGAAGGAGAGUAUAUCCCCUAGUGACUAACUUGCCGCAUCAGCAUGGCCAAUUCUUUUCACACCUCAACGGUUCCCUGUCCUCUCCACGUAUCUGGUUUAUCUGUUGAUUUCAGCAAGUCGGCAAAGAAUGUAGAGUCUGCUCAAGUACGGAUCGGCGAGUUGCACACGCCGGUUGAACGUGGAGAAGGAAAGACUUUGCAACACACAUUUUCUUCGCCCAUAAAGCUUUCCAUUGGGGAUUCGUUUUCGUUACAUUUUGAUACCAAGGACAUCUUCCGCCUGUUUGGUGCAAGUGGAGAACCUGAAACACAAGAAUACACCAAGUCUCACAAAAAUUUCACGAUCGUCGUCAAGCUUUCUAGGAAUGCGGCAACUGAAGCUGGGCAGUCUUCUAGUGAACACCCGGCGCUUCAGCCCACCACCGACAAAAUCAUUCAGAUGUGUCCUCGGUUCCGAAUUCUAGUGAUAGGAAAUACUGGUGUCGGGAAGUCUUCACUGAUCAAUCGCGCAUUCGGGGUGGAGAAUGCGACCUCUUCGCAUGAUAUGCCAGGCGAGGCCACCAUCGACUACGAGUUCACCUCACAGCAGAACAACAGAUUCGUUCUGCACGAUAGCAAAGGGUUUGAACCAGGGGGAAAGGACAACUUCGACAUAGUCCAGGAUUUUAUCGACCGUCGGGGUAAAAUGCCUGAUUUGAAAGAUCAGCUGCACGCCGUUUGGCUUUGCUUUGAAAUACCCUGUACAGGCGGGCGUUUACUGGAGACUGCCACGGAGGCAUUCCUCACAUUGAAGCGUGACAAUAAGCUGGGGAAAAUCCCCCUCAUCGUCGUUCUCACUAAAUAUGAUGAGCUCAUCAAACAAGUGAAUUUCGAUCUCCCUGAUUCCUCUCUUGAAGGAUUGAGCGAGGAUGACAUCAACAAACGCAUCAAGAACGAAGCUGAUUCCAAGCUACAAGAUAUCUGCUUUGAACCCCUUAAGAAAUUUGCAGGGCCUAAUAUACCACACGCGGUGGUCUCUACUAAGGAAAAGUACGAGGAGACGAUGGCCCAUCUGAUACAGAUGACUGAAGUACGUGUCCGUGAGCAUGUUUCGGCCGAGGCGUCGGCGAUGUCCUCCAUCGCACAACGAGUGGAUCCUGACCUGAAGAUAGAAGAAUCGAUUCGGGUUGGAAAGAGAAGAUAUUGGAAGGCGCUGGCAUCAAGCACAGCAUUUCAGAGCCGUAGGAUGCAGGACUGCCUGGAUGUGCUUCACACGGACAUUGUCACUGUGUGGAAUUUCCGUGACACUCAUGAUUACUUGAACAGCUCAGAGUUUAAGACGUUGAUGGUGAACAUGGUCAAUAGGCUAAAUGUUGGACCUACAGCUGAUCCCAACAGGACCAUUGCUGUUGGGCUUCCGAUGGUGGCUGCUAUUGCGGGCAUCGUGUCUGCCCUGUCAGGACCUGUGGCUCCCAUUGUGGUACCAAUUGCAGCAGGUAUCUUAUUCGCCGCAUGGGCUCGCGAAGUAUACCGGACGUCCCACGAGGUGCUUCGGCGCUUGAUGUGCUAUAUCAUCGACUUGACUCUCGUGUUACGAACGCUUUAUUUUUUAUCAGAAAACCAGGAACUCUCUCGCAGGGCCAUCAAGCUCGCGGUCGCUUCUUAUCGUGCCUCGUCAAUUAGCGGAGACGUCCAAACUCAGAUUCAGAAGUAUGAUAAGGGAUUGAAAGUCCUGGAACACGCGGAUCACCAUACGUUGGAUAAAAUCACUGAGCUGAUGAAAUUGAAUCUCAUUAACAGUGAUGCAGAAGCAAUUUCCAAACUUCGGGAACAGAUUGCGGCUGUGGGUUUACUUCAGGAAGAAGCAUGGUAAGACAAGAAGGCAUAAUAGUCAAUCCUUUCUUUUGUGCAUGGUUCUGCGCGUUGGCGGGCAUUGUCGGAGUAUAUCUGUCAGGACUACUUACCCUAUUGUAUUCUCAUUUGUACUAUAGUUGCCGGCCGGGACCCC